Messenger RNA from Aspergillus bombycis, 2247 nucleotides. RefSeq names its product putative glutamate carboxypeptidase. Bases 1 to 2247 code for a protein of 748 amino acids. NCBI's taxonomy places the organism in Eukaryota, Fungi, Ascomycota, Eurotiomycetes, Eurotiales, Aspergillaceae. The transcript is spliced from 2 exons. Gene Ontology annotation, molecular function: carboxypeptidase activity. The record is from RefSeq and is a predicted model, not a curated record.
AUGCUGCAUCUGCAAGCAAAGCCUUCGAAAGCGGUUGCUGCUUUGCAACCGCGGUUCUUCACUAUACCGGGUCCGCUUAUAUGCAUAGCGAUGUCACUCUUUCUCAAUCCGUUAUCUCUUGGUGUUCAUGCUAGCUCUGCCCAAUACCCUGUCCCAUCUCCGUCUCCGAUCAGACACGGUCAUUCACUCGACAUCCCAGCCCGGAACAGCAUUCUACCCAGUGAUCUUCAAGAGAUCAUUCUGAAUGGCCCCGAUGAGCAAAAGGCCCGCGAGUGGAAUCUCCACUAUACGUCCGAGCCACAUUUCGUGGGCCAAGGAGAACCGCUCGCUGUGUGGACUCAGGACAAAUGGCGCGAAUUUGGAAUCGAGAACACCUCAAUCAAGUCAUAUCCAGCCCCAGAUGGGCCCACCCUGCCGUUGUAUCAAAGGCUCGCCUUGCUCGAGCGGAAGCCUGGGAACGCCGAGGACCAAGAUGACACAGUAUUAUUCAACGCAAGCCUGAAUGAAAGUUCGACCUUCGUGAACCCCGUCAGUGGAAAGAUCAUCAGCAGUCCUCAAUUCUUCUCCUGUACGCCAAAUGCUAAUGUUACGGCACCCUUCGUGUUUGUCAAUUAUGGUACGGAUUCAGAUUACGAUGAUCUCAUGCACUCCAAUAUCGAUGUGAGUGGUAUGAUUGGGAUUAUGAAACAAGGUAAACCGUACAUUCGGAGCGCCCUAGGUGAAGCACAGAAGAGAGGCAUGGUAGGCUUGGUAGUUUAUCUCGACCCGGAGUUUGACGAAAAUGUCACCGAAGCACAUGGCUAUCUGCCGUUCCCUGAAGGCCCGGCGAGGGCACCCAGCAGCGUUGUGCGGCGAAUGGGCUUCUCCCGCAACGAUCCUUCACUGACGAUUCCUGUCAUACCAAUCUCAUACUCCGAUGCCCUCCCAUUUCUCAAGGCUCUUAACGGCCAUGGACCACAGGCGAGCGAGCUCAGCACCGCUUGGCAGGGAGGGCAGCUAGGAUAUCUAGGGGUCAAUUACAACGUUGGACCAUCACCGGACGGCUUGACCAUGAACCUAGUGAACACAUUCCAGAGUUACAAUGUCUCCGUAUACAAUGUGCUCGGGACGAUAAAGGGCGAGGUUGAGGACGAAGUGAUCAUCCUAGGAAACCAUCGUGAUGCGUGGGCUGCUGGUGCUGGCGACCCAAAUAGUGGUUCUGCAGCACUAAAUGAAGUCAUCCGUACCCUUGGUACCGCUAUGAAGAAAGGUUGGAGACCAUUCAGAACCCUAGUAUUUGUCAGUUGGGAUGGCCAUGAGACGGGAGGCAUAGGAUCCACUGCCUGGCUAAAGGAAAAUCUACCCUGGUUGUCUAGAGCGGUUGUCGCUUACCUUGAAAUCGAGACUGCUGCUACUGGCACAAAGCUCUUCACCAAAUCCAGUCCUCUUCUACGCGACGUCAUCUAUUCUGCUGCUGAGAAGGUGCUCUCCCCCGACCAGAGUCAACCGGGGCAGAGCAUCAUGGAUGCAUGGGGUGGCCAAAUAGAGCCAGAAGGUGGAGGGGACACUAAUGGUUUCGUUUCAAAUGGUUUUACCUCCAUCAACCUUGGUUUUGCCCCUGGCCCAACGGAUCCUAUCUUCCACUGGCAUUCUGACUUCGACAACAUACAAUGGAUGGACACUUUUGGGGAUCCGACAUAUGAGUAUCAUACUGCAAGUGCUAAACUGUGGGCGCUGGCUGCAACACACUUGGCGGACGAGCCAGUCGUUGCCUUCAAUGCCACUGCGUAUGCCGUGGCAAUGGAUGGUUAUUUAGACGAGCUGAGGGAUACAUUGAAAAAAGCAACAUCAGAUGAAGCCUAUCAACAAGGGGCAAAUUCAUGCACUGUCAACCUGCAACCAUUGAAAGAUGCGAUUGCAGAGCUAUACCAGGUGGCUGUUCAGUUUGACGCGGACGCAGCAGACCUUGCAGCAACGCUGACCGGAAAAAAUACAAUCCUAACGGCUUCAACCUACCGGAAAAACCAGAGGAUCCAGGAUAUUAACCAAAAGUACAGAACAUUCGAGAGGCAAUUCGUGGUUCCCUCGGAUAGUUCCCGGGUAGGUUCAUCUCAUGUUGUGUAUUCGCGAUCCUCGUACAAGUUUCCUGAGCCUACUUUCCCUGAUAUCACGAACAACGUGAAAGGCGGCAAAUGGUGCGAUGCAGAGAAAUCGAACCAAAUUGUCGCAGACGCGGUACGCAACGCUACGCAGUUGUUACGAUCGUAG